CUUGACCCGGCGUCUUGAUAAUAAUACCCAUCCUAUGCGGAGCCGCUGUCAUUGGGGAGUUUGAACCCUCACAUUGUCGGGAAGUUGUGCAGGGUCUUCCUGGUUGCCAUGGAUUCCUAAAAGCUCUUGAUGCUGGUCACGAUUGGUUCCCUUCCUUUUAACGUCUUUGUUUGGGAAAACCGAUUUUUUCUCUCUCUUUUGGUGAGAGAGGGAUAGUAUCUUGGGAGUAAUAUUCUCUUAUCGAAGCUCCUCCUGCUCGCUCUCGUUUCACAUUUUGCUACUGUAGCGAGCGCGGCUGAGCUGAAGAGCUUUAAACGUGUUCUCUGUCACUGCAGUGGAAUGAGCGAUUCUUAAAGGUGUCGCGUGCUGACGUGCCGCUGACUGAGAUGAACUGAGAAGCGGGAGGGAGCAGCAGCGUGGUUUCUUCCCCGAACUCCAAAGGUUCCCCUCAGCCGUAGAGCAAUGCGUUUGCUCCCGGGCCCGGGCGUGGCCUUCCUGUUGGGCGUGGCCUCCAGCAUCAUCUGCCUUGCCCCUGCCCUUGACAUCCCACUAGAGGUUUUAGAUCAAGUAAACAUUGAGCAGCUGCCCACCAUCACUGCUCAGGCUCCCAGCUUUCUGAUUGCCUUCCCGUUUGACGAGAGCUUCUCCAUGACGUGUGAAGCCAAAGGCAAUCCCGAGCCCACAUACCGGUGGACAAAAAAUGGCCGGGAGUUUGACCCACAGCAAGACUCCAGGGUGAUAAAGGAGGGAAACUCUGGGACGUUUGCAAUCCUAAAUAAAGGAAACCUGACACAGUAUCAGGGAAAGUAUCGCUGUCACGCGUCCAAUAAACUGGGAACGGCCAUAUCUGAGGAGAUUGAAUUCAUCGUGCCCCAUGUCCCAAAGUUCCCGAAAGAGAAGAUUGAACCCCUCAGAGUAGAGGAAGGGCAAGCAUUCAUUUUAGAAUGCAACCCCCCCAAAGGUAUUCCUCCUCUGCAGAUCUACUGGAUGACAUUAGGGCUCCAGCAUAUCGAGCAGGAUGAUAGGGUGUCCAUGGGCCUCAACGGCAAUCUGUACUUCUCCAACGCCUUGGAUAAGGACAGCCGCGGAGAUUACUGCUGUUACGCUGCCUUCCCGAAGAUACGCACCAUCGUCCAGAAAACGGCCAUGUCCGUGAUUGUCAGCAGUACCAAGUCUGUCAAUGACUCCGAUAGCGAUGCAAGUGCCAAUUCCAUUCUGGAAAGAAAACCCAGUCUUCUGGUGCCCCCUGGUGACAAUACGGAGAAAGGACUGGUGAAAGGAAACAAACUGGAGCUAGAAUGCAUUGCUGAAGGAUUUCCAACUCCAAGGAUAGAGUGGAUCAAAAUAGGCCAGGGAAUGUCGGAUAAAGCAAGCAUCGAAAACCACGGGAAGGUCCUGACCAUAUUGGAGGUUGAUGCAGAUGAUGAGGGGAAGUACAUGUGCAAAGCCAUGAACUCCCACGGAGAAACCGUCCACUACUUCCAUGUGAGAGUCGAAGAGCCUCCCCGGUGGCUGUUUGAGCCACAGAGCCAGUUGGCUACCAUAGGCUCAGAUGUGCACAUUAAGUGCUCAGCCACAGGAUUACCUCAGCCCACAAUAAAAUGGAGAAUGAACGGACAGCUUCUCGAGGCCACAUCGGUGCCCAACAGAAAUGUGCUUGAUGACACCAUUGUUCUGCGCAAUGUUAAGCCUAGCAACAGUGCAGUGUAUCAGUGUGAAGCAUCAAACAGGCACGGGACCCUUCUGGCCAACGCUAACAUCAUGGUUAUGAACUUGCCUCCUAUGAUUCUCACGGCGGACAAGCAAGAGUACGCCGCUACAGAGGGGAAAAGUGUGGUCAUGCACUGCAAGGUUUUCAGCUCUCCACCCUCCUCAAUCACCUGGACCAAGGAUGACACAACAAGCUCUGUGGAGGAACCAGGAUUCUCUGUUCAUGAGAAUGGCUCACUGGAAAUCCACAUUGCUGAGAAGGGGGACAUGGGACAGUACACCUGUUUUGCCACAAAUACUGAGGGCAAAUCUGCAAUUACUGCUUCGCUGGAAAUAAAAGAUCCUACCAGAAUAGUGGACCCACCGCAAGACCUGAGAAUCCUGAAGGGGAGCACUGCCCAAUUCACCUGCCAGGCCGAAUACGACAAGUCUUUCCAAAGUGACCUUGAAAUGCUUUGGGAAAAGGAUGAUGUGGAGUUAGUCUUCAACCACACUGAGAAUGCUGGGUUCUUUGUGGACGACGGGAUUCUGCAGAUCUUCAAUGUAAGCCAUGGAGACCAGGGCACGUACACAUGUAGGGCCGUAACCCCUCUGGAUGAGGACACGGCCACAGCUCAGCUCAUCGUGUUGGAUGUCCCAGAUGCUCCGGAGGACGUAGUGGUGGCGGAACACAAGAACAAGAGUGCAAAGCUGAAAUGGGUCCCCGGGGACGACCACAACAGCUCCAGAAAUGAGUUCGUUAUUGAAUAUGAGGAGAGUGAGUGGGAACCUGGAAAAUGGAAGGAGCUUCUGAGAGUUCCAGGAAACCAUGCGUCAGCUCUCCUCAAGUUAAACGGGCACGUGGACUACCAGUUCCGCGUGUUUGCCAUCAAUGCCAUUGGAGAGGGACCCCCCAGCGCACCCACAGAGCGAAUCAGGACUCCUCCUUCAGCUCCAGACAAGAACCCUGAAAACAUAAAAAUUGAAGGUCAUUUGCCCCAUGAAAUGGAUAUUAUCUGGGAGCCACUGUUGCCCAUUGAACACAAUGGCCCUGGUUUGGAGUACAAGGUGAGCUACAGGCUUCAGGGCACAGACAAGGACUGGGAGGAGCAUGUGGUGAAAAGGCACUCCUUUGUAGUGAAGAAUACCCCAACAUACGUCCCCUACGAGAUCAAGAUCCAGUCACGGAACCACCACGGCUGGGGACCAGAACCCAAAGUAGUGAUUGGAUACUCUGGGGAGGAUUUACCUGCCGCAGCCCCAGGCGAUGUUGCCGUAGAGGUUUUGAACAGCACCUUGAUCAAGGUCAGCUGGACACGGGUUGCCAAGGACAAGCUGAAUGGACACCUGGGAGGAUACAAGUUGAACUGGUGGAGACUCAGAAGCCUCCUGGAUUCAAAGAAGCCCCACGAUGUUAAGCACUUGAUGACAUUUCCGGGGGACAGGGACCACGGGUUUGUCCCAGGUCUGAAGCCUUUCUCUGAAUACAGUCUGCUGGUCAAGGCCUUCAACGGGAGGGGCAGUGGUCCCGGCAGCCACCCUGUCACCUUCAAGACUCCAGAGGGGGUUCCUGAGAAAAUCCCCUUUCUGAGAGCCACUAAUGUCCAAAAGGAUUCCCUCACACUGGUCUGGGCACCCUCACAGGAAGCCAACGGCGUCCACACGGGUUACCUCCUGCAGUACCAGCUGAUCAAUGACACUGAGGAGGUGGGAGAGCUGCAGACGGUGAACAUCUCGAGUCCCGACACCACCAAGUGGGUGCUGCAGGAUCUGGAGCCGCACAGCCUUUACAAGUUCUACCUGAGGUCCUGCACCAGGGUGGGCUGUGGCUCCCCUGUCAGCGAAGAGGGAAGCACCGUCACAGAAACAAAUGUCUCUUCAUCCACAGCUGCGGCACCCACUGUCGACCUCAGGCAGGUCUCCACACCCUCCUCUCCAAGUACUCCCUUAUCUCCUGUGGCUAAUGCCACACUUUCAUCUUUAGUUCCGAUCCUGUUCAAUAUUAGCUCCUCUGUUAGUGACAAGUUUGCAAAAAUCAGCUGGAUUCCCAGGAGCGAGCAAAAGGAGUCAGAGUUUUAUGUUGCGUAUAUGAACGACCGUAAAGGUAACUGGAAGAUUUCAGAGGCAGUAAACACGUCUAAGAGUUUCCACAUCAUUGAGGGGCUCGAACCCGGAACUGUGUACACAGUGCGGCUUAUGACUAAGAACUGGGUUGAUAAUUCUAGUAUUUUUGAAGAUGUUAUCAAGACCAGGGGGACAGGUCCGUCCAGCAUGCGUGGAGGAAUAUCCACCCAAGGGUGGUUCAUCGGCGUGAUGACUGCGGUGGCACUGCUCACACUUAUUGCGCUAAUUGCCUGCUUUGUCAACAGAAACAAAGGGGGAAAGUACUCCGUGAAAGAGAAGGAGGCUAUGCAUCCAGACCUUGAGUCCCAGGGGAUGAAUGAUGACACAUUCUGUGAAUACAGUGACAAUGAUGAAAAGCCACUGAAAGGGAGCCUGCAGUCUCUCGGUGGAGACAUUAAGGCAGCAGACAGUGGGGACAGCUUAGUGGACUACGGAGACGAGGACGGGCAGUUCAACGAGGACGGGUCCUUCAUUGGGGAGUACGCUGGCCACAAGCAGAGGGAAUCCAUGGAAGUCAAAGGAACGACUCAAAGCACAGCCUGAGGGAAAGGGGAUUUAAUCCAUCUUUAGGACAACACUGUAAUGCAAUUUGUGGGAAAGGGAAAAUAGAGAAAUAAAUGGCUUAAUCAAUGUGAAGCACAAUUUCAAGGGAAAAUGAAUGUUCUGUGUUUCAGCCACACUGCCAUCUUGACUCUGGAUAGUUCUGCGCCUGCAUACUGUAACAGAUUUGUGAUCAUUUCAAAUUUAUCUGGGGGUUGUUUUGUAUUACAAUAGAUCACUUCAGACUUGUGGAUCCAGAUCAUGUAUUUGAAUGCAGGAACUGUUUGUACUUAGCUCAAAUGUAAAAUACAAACACAUGCGCACACAUGCACACACACACCCACACACACAUAGACAUACACAUAUCCUCUCUUUUUUAUCUGCUAUGCAGGAAGUUUUUUUUUUUUUCUCCUCUACUUUCUCAUGCCCAUUUUUCAUGUUACAGCAUGCAAGUGUAUGUGAAUAUAUGAACUCAGCAUUUUUCUGCCGCAGCAAAUGUUAUUAGUUUGUAUUUCAGAUGCAGACAUUAAAUGCAAUGUACUAUGUGUAUAAAAGUUGUUUACUACUAAAUUAUUCCCCGUAAAGUGCUACAUACUCAAAGGUCUGUACAAGGGCUAAGUCAGUGGAAAAAAAAAUAAUACAACAAAUAAACUACAAUAAUAAAUACACUGGUUUCUAGCAACAAGUAAGAGUUUGCAGUGAAGGAAAUUCAAGAUUAUUGUGUAAAAUGCAAGCAGAACUUAUGUGAUCCAUAUAUUUUUAGUUUUUGCCAACUUUAAUAUUUUUGUUUCACAUAUUGUUUUUUAUCUAGCUGUACAUAUUAUAGAAAAGAAAAGAUAUUCAUUUGAUUUGUACAGUUAGGUGGGUCUAUUGCAAUGAAAUGAUAGCAGUAUUUCAGACUAAUAAUGAUAUUGUAUUCACUGUCUAGGUACAUAAAAACCUGAAUCAUAAACAACACAUUGCCCUUGAUUAUCACUCAUUUCCUUUUAACUGCCCCAAAACAGUCCAUGGCUGCCACGCUGGAGGAUGUUAGGGUUGGAAUCCAAUAUGACUGUGUGACUUUAAUUUUGGCAUUUUAACAAUAAAGCAGUAAUAGUAGUUAUCAUCGUCAUUGUCAUUACCAUCAUCAUAAUGUUUGUUACAUGACAACUUUUCUGUCAGUCAGUGCAUUAGGUCCAGAGAUCAGUGGGUCUAGAAUGCUGAUCCACACCUUCACUCAUAGUAUUUGGGAUUCAUUUGCAUGUGUACAGGGUGUAUUUUUUAUACACAUACCAACUUUGUAGUAUGUUGACCAUCUUCAUUGCAAUUGACCCUUUCAGUUUUAGUUUCUUUUUUUUUUUUUGUCUUUUUUAUUGUCGAAUGAUAAAUACCCAUACCAAGGCCUCAGGGAAGGACGAUCUCAAUAUUAGAAGCUCCCCCGUGCUUUUAUGUGGGUUAGUAAUACCUUUUUAUCUUUGAUAUUGGUAUUUCAUAUCCAGACACACACUAAUGUUGCCGUAAUGACCAACAUUAAACAUGUAAUGUGAUAUUCCUGUUUAAAAAAAAAAAAAAAAAAAAACCUUUUUCAAGAUGCAUGUUGUUGUGAUUGUAAAAAAACAACCACAAAACAUUUUGUAAAGUUUUGGGAAUUAAAAAAAAAAUGCAGUAUUCAGUAGUCACUGCAAAGUUCUGUUUAUAAAAAAUGUACUGUAUUGGGAUGUAAAUAAGAAAUAAUUUACUC
Anguilla anguilla (European eel) is the source of this 6073-nucleotide messenger RNA. RefSeq names its product cell adhesion molecule L1-like b (gene chl1b). Gene Ontology annotation, biological process: cell-cell adhesion; brain development. Bases 463 to 4356 code for a protein of 1297 amino acids. Lineage: Eukaryota; Metazoa; Chordata; Actinopteri; Anguilliformes; Anguillidae. The transcript is spliced from 31 exons. Gene Ontology annotation, molecular function: cell-cell adhesion mediator activity. The record is from RefSeq and is a predicted model, not a curated record.